This is a messenger RNA of Megachile rotundata (alfalfa leafcutting bee), 1044 nucleotides long. RefSeq names its product ribonuclease P/MRP subunit POP4 (gene Pop4). The record is from RefSeq and is a predicted model, not a curated record. NCBI's taxonomy places the organism in Eukaryota, Metazoa, Arthropoda, Insecta, Hymenoptera, Megachilidae. Gene Ontology annotation, biological process: tRNA 5'-leader removal; rRNA processing. Gene Ontology annotation, cellular component: ribonuclease MRP complex; ribonuclease P complex. Gene Ontology annotation, molecular function: ribonuclease P RNA binding.
UGUUUAUAAUUUGGUUGUGAAAUAUGAAUGUAUAGGUUGGAUAAGAUUACAUUAUAUACAUAUUUUCAUAUUUGAGGAGCAGAUGGAAAGGAAGGGUACUAAAUAACUGUAAGCAAAAUAUAUGAUAAAGCCAUCUAGUUGCGCCACUAAAUACAUACGCUGCGUAUGCUCUUGCAUUUCUCGCGCAUGCGCGCAAAAACCCAUCCAAUAUCUCAUCACUGACGAUUAUAAAGUACAUUGACGAGAAAUUAUUAAUUUAAUAUUAAUUUAAUAAUUUAGUAAUAUGGUAUAAUAAACCUUAAAUUAUUUGAUUUUUAAAUUAUCAAUAAGAAUGACAGAAUCUAAUCAAAAUAUAUGUUCGAUAUUACCUAAAAAUAUAACAAGACAAAUUCGAACAUGUGAGAAUAGUGAACAAUACAUUACAAAUUUUUUACAAAACACCUUACCACCUAGUGAUAGCAGUUCUAUAGCAGGUGAAUUAAGAAAGUCAUUUUUACUUGCUAAACACAAAAAUAAAUUAAACAAAAAAAAAAGAUGUAAGGGGAAACUAUUAAGCAGUAGAAAACGAAUGCAACUGGGUUUACGUAAAAUUGGUUGCAAAAAUGACAUGAAGUAUAUUGACUUGUUACCAUUAAAUCAAUUGUGGUUAAAAUAUAUGCAACAAAUACUUGGCACUAAAUUUUUUCUUAAUGUACCAAAAAACCCAAUUGACCCAAAUUGGGAAAUUGUUAAUCAACAAUUAAUCAAAGCAGAUUUUCAUGGUGCCAAAAUUUCUGUUUUUGCAUCAAAAUGCCCCAGCUUAGUUGGGUUGAAUGGUAUAGUUAUUCAAGAUACUAAAAAUACUUUUAGAAUUUGUGGAAAAGAUAACAUUAUACGAACAAUACCUAAGGAUGUAGUUAUAAUGAAUAUUUAUUUAAAUGAAGUAAAACUGGAAUUUUUUGGUAAGGAUCUUUCCAUAAGACCUAUAGAGAGAACUAUAAAAAAAUUCAAAUGUGGACGCUUGUACGAAUUAUAAUAUAUGUAGUUUAUAAAAUAAAUAGGCAA